Messenger RNA from Macrobrachium nipponense, 535 nucleotides. RefSeq lists its product as uncharacterized. Lineage: Eukaryota; Metazoa; Arthropoda; Malacostraca; Decapoda; Palaemonidae. Bases 1 to 348 code for a protein of 115 amino acids. The transcript has 2 exons. The record is from RefSeq and is a predicted model, not a curated record.
AUGUCAACCUCGAACGGACGCGUGACCAUUCCGCUCUCGGCCUACUACAUGAGAACAAUUAUAACUCUCGUCAUGAAACUGACGUUGGCAUUUCUUGCGUUGGUCGCCGCGCUCUGCGUAGCAGAGCCUGGCGGUGGCUAUGGACACGACAACGCCAUUUACAUCAACCAUGCCCACUACAAGAGCCACGGCUAUGGCCACGGCGGGUACGGUGGCCACAAAAGCUUUGGCGGAAGUGGCCAUUCAUUCUCCAAUUUCAACUUGAAGAGUCACGGAGGCUAUAGCUUUGGUGGCCCUGGAAACUCUGGUCUUCAUGGUGUCCAUGGGCAUGGUGGGUACGGCCACUAGAUGCCCAUGUCAAGUUUGCCAUAAUUCUUAUGGCCACGGCUCUAGAGGUCUCGAACGUCGAGGGUUUCGCUAAGGGCACGGCCGUUGUGGACAAGGACAUCAGGAGAUCAACAUUAGACUUGGAGUGCUCUCUGCAGCUGUGGUCAUGACUGUGUUGCGAUAUUUUCGAAUAAACUUGAAAAUCUAA